This is a messenger RNA of Stegostoma tigrinum, 2508 nucleotides long. Its product is annotated as extracellular calcium-sensing receptor-like. NCBI's taxonomy places the organism in Eukaryota, Metazoa, Chordata, Chondrichthyes, Orectolobiformes, Stegostomatidae. The record is from RefSeq and is a predicted model, not a curated record. Bases 13 to 2508 code for a protein of 831 amino acids. Gene Ontology annotation, cellular component: membrane. Gene Ontology annotation, molecular function: G protein-coupled receptor activity. Gene Ontology annotation, biological process: G protein-coupled receptor signaling pathway. The transcript has 8 exons.
GCAGGUGGCUCAAUGUGUAAACUUCUUGGAGAGUUUUAUUUGCCAGGUCUCUAUGAAGAUGGAGACAUUAUUAUUGGAGGAAUUUUUCCCAUCUAUAAUAAAGAAUUGGAAAUAAAUAAUUCUUUUACAACUCAACCACCAUCUUCAGAGUGUGCCAGUUUUGAUCUCAGAGCAUUUCGAUGGACACAGGUCAUGAUCUUCGCAAUAAAUGAGAUUAACCAGGAUUCAAGGAUACUUCCAAAUGUCACACUAGGCUACAGGAUUCAUGAUUCCUGUGCCUCACCAUCUCAGGCUCUCAAAGCAGCCCUGGCAUUAAUAAAUGGACAAGAAAAAAACAUUCCAGAGCUUAAUUGCAAAGAAGGUUCUCCUAUUCCAGCCAUCAUUGGGGAGUCUGGAUCAUCGCAGUCAAUUGCCAUAGCAAGGGCAGUCACAUCAUUUGGUAUUUCGAUGGUCAGCUAUUUCUCUACCUGUGCGUGUCUGAGCAACAAACGAGAAUUUCCUACGUUUUUCAGAACAGUACCGAGCGAUUUGUUUCAGGCCAAAGCUUUAGCUCAGUUUGUGGAACAUUUCGGUUGGACGUGGAUCGGGACCAUUGGAGGCGAUAACGAGUAUGGCCGGUAUGGAAUUCAAGCGUUCAGCGAGCUCGUUCAGCGAUCUGGAAUCUGUAUCGCUUUCUCAGAAACGAUUCUCAGAACAUAUUCUAAAGAAAGAAUACUCAAGAUUGUAGACACCAUAAAAAUGUCGACUGCAAAAGUUAUCUUGGCUUUUGCUUCCGAGGGUGACCUUUACCCGUUGCUGAACGAAGUUGUCCGUCAGAAUAUCACUGGCAUUCAGUGGAUAGCCAGUGAAGCGUGGAUUACUGCGGCAAGACCCUCCACAAGGGACAAUUUCAAGUCUCUCGGUGGAACAAUUGGAUUUGCAAGUCGCAAAAUGGCAAUCCCGAAGUUGAAAAACUUUCUUAUGAGUCUACGCCCUUCAAUUCAUUCCACAUUCGAUUUUGUGAAUGUUUUCUGGGAAACAAUAUUUGGUUGCACGUUUAACAAUGACAGCUCCGUAUUCACCAAGCGAUGCACAGGGCGUGAAAACUUACAAAAGGUGAAUAAUUCAUUCUUUGAUGUAACUCAGUUGAGAGUUUCCUAUAAUGUCUACAAAGCAGUCUACGCCAUAGCUCAUGCACUCCACAGUUUGCUAUUUUGUAGGGAGGGGAUAUGUCAAUUCGGGGAGGAUGGACAGCCACAACGGCUAUUUCAGCAUUUAAAAGAAGUAAGAUUUACCAAUCGCAUUGAUGAGCACAUAUAUUUUGAUUCAAAUGGAGAUCCCACUGCAUCGUAUGAUAUUAUAAACUGGCAGAUGAAACAGAAUGGUUCAGUUGAACAUGUAACAGUUGGUUAUUUCGAUGUAUCUGCCCCAGCUGGGAAAAUGUUUAUGAUAAAAGAAGACAGUAUUAUAUGGCAUGGAAACAAAAGAAAGGUACCACAGUCUGUAUGCAGUGAAAGCUGCCCACCUGGUUCAAGGAAAGCUGUGCAAAAUGGACAACACACUUGCUGCUUUGACUGCUUACCAUGUUCUGAAGGUGAAGUCACCAAUACAACAGAUUCAUUAGAAUGCAUGAAGUGUCCUCUGGAAUACUGGUCAAGUAAGGACAGCCAAAGCUGUAUACUGAAAGAACUUGAGUUUCUCUCCUUCGCAGAUACCAUGGGAAUUAUCCUGAUGACGGUCGCGUUAUUUGGAGCAUGCAUCACUUUGAUUAUUGCUUCUACAUUUUUAUACCAUAAAGAUACCCCCAUAGUCAAAGCAAACAACUCUGAGUUAAGCUUUCUGUUACUAUUUUCAUUGGUACUUUGUUUUUUGUGCUCACUUACAUUUAUUGGCAAGCCUUCGGUCUGGUCAUGUGUACUGCGGCACACGGUGUUUGGUAUUACAUUCGUCCUUUGCAUAUCCUGCAUAUUGGGAAAAACUAUCGUUGUGCUCAUUGCCUUUAAGGCAACUGUUCCCCAAAUGAAUGUGUUGAAAUGGUUUGGGCCUGUGCAACAAAAGGCCAUUGUGUGUGCAUGUACUUUCAUCCAAAUUGUCAUAUGCAUCACCUGGCUUAUUGUAGCUCCCCCUUUCCCAACAAACUAUGCAAAAUACCAUAAUUCAAAGGUUAUCCUGGAAUGUAAUGUUGGGUCUCCAGUAGCCUUCUACUGUGUAUUGGGUUACAUUGGUAUUUUAGCAUGCUUGUGUUUUGUGCUAGCUUUUCUGGCAAGAAAGUUGCCAGGCAACUUUAAUGAAGCAAAGCUAAUAACUUUUAGCAUGCUCAUCUUCUGUGCAGUGUGGUUAACUUUCAUUCCAGCCUAUGUAAGCUCACCUGGCAAAUAUACAGUCGCAGUUGAAAUCUUUGCCAUUUUGUCAUCCAGCUUUGGUUUGCUUUUUUGCAUUUUUGGCCCAAAAUGCUACAUUAUCUUGUUCAAACCAGAGAAAAAUACGAAACGCAAUCUGAUGAGAAAAAUGCCUUCAAAAAAGAUUUAA